CUUUUGGCUGUCAAAAACUUUUCACGCAAUAAUACAUCAGUUACAUUUUAUAAAGACUUUAAGACUUAUUUGAAGUAUUGAUACUGCACGUAUCGGGCAUUAAAAGUCCAUACACGAACUAAUUUUGUCUUAAAUAUCUGAGGAAGAUUGAAUUACAUAUAAGUUAUUGUUGACAAUUAAAAUGGCAGAAAAAAUGUCAAGUGAGAGUUUAGAAAUGGACCCUGAACUUGCUAAACGUUUGUUAAUUGAGGGAGGUACAUUUGUUAUCUUUAACGUACCAGAUGAAACUGAUUUUGGAAUAGAUUUGAAGUCUUGGAGCACUGGAGUUAAUUUUAAAGGGAUUAAAAUGAUUCCUAAAGGAUUGCAUUUUAUUCAUUACAGUGCAACUGAUAAAUAUGGAGGAACUGCACCAAAAGUCGGCUUUUUUUACAUUUUUAAGCAAUCAGAAUUUUUGGUAAAGCGAUGGGAUAAAAAAGAAGAACGUGUUGAUUCUGAUGUUGCUUCAGCAGAAUCAAUUAAUAGACUUAAAGAAAAUAUUAAGGAAUUAGACAGGUACUUGGGAGUUUAUCCAUAUGAUCUAUGGAAGCCAUGGUGCGAUCUGACAGAUAAAAUAAAUGAAAGGAUCAUUGAACGAUGUCAACCUGCAUGUGGAUUUGUAUGUUCAGCUUUGGAAUUAGUUAAUACUAGUGAUGCAUGUAGACCUAAAGGAACAGAUCCAAGUGAUAAAACCCGAAAAAGUAUAGGUGCCACUUUAGAAGAUAAAGAAAAAAAUUUACUUCCUGAUCUCAAGCCUAAACCAGGUACUGAACUAAGGUUAACAGAGAUACCAGAAAAGUUAUACCCUGCUGAUGCUACUCCAUCAGAAAUAACAAAGCAUUCUUUGGAUACCAGUUAUGCUUUUAAUACAAUUUUAAAUAAACUUGAAGACCCUAUGGAUAUUAUUGGAGAACUACAACUUGCAUUUGUAUCUUUCCUCGUUGGGCAAAGUUUAGAAGCAUUUGAGCAUUGGAAGAAAUUAGUUUCUAUUAUUUGUGCAGUUGAUACAUUGAUUCCUAACAAAAGAGCUAUAUAUGUUGAAUUUUUAAAAAAUAUUGAAAAUCAAUUAAACUAUGUCCCUGAAGAAGUAUUAUGUGAUAUUGUUGCAAACAAUAAUUUUAUUUACCAUAAUUUGCGAAAACUGUUUACUUCAAUUGAAUCCAACGAAGAGAUUGAUGAUCGCUUGAAGUCCAUGGCAGAAAGAAUGAAAGAAAGGUUGACUGAAAAAUUUUUAUGGGACUUUGAAAACUUAUGUGAAGAUGAAGAUGCACCGGUUGUUGUCGAUUUGAAUUAAGCUUGUAUAUACUAAUUAAAUUUUGUAAAUAAAAUGAAAUUUUAGUUUUUGUCUCUCAA
This is a messenger RNA of Trichogramma pretiosum, 1389 nucleotides long. RefSeq names its product protein AAR2 homolog. The record is from RefSeq and is a predicted model, not a curated record. The coding region runs from base 182 to 1330 and encodes 382 amino acids. NCBI's taxonomy places the organism in Eukaryota, Metazoa, Arthropoda, Insecta, Hymenoptera, Trichogrammatidae. Gene Ontology annotation, biological process: spliceosomal tri-snRNP complex assembly. The transcript has 5 exons.